Messenger RNA from Giardia duodenalis, 2505 nucleotides. RefSeq names its product Kinase, NEK. The coding region runs from base 1 to 2505 and encodes 834 amino acids. Lineage: Eukaryota; Fornicata; Diplomonadida; Hexamitidae. The transcript has a single exon. Gene Ontology annotation, molecular function: ATP binding; protein kinase activity; protein binding. Gene Ontology annotation, biological process: protein phosphorylation. The record is from RefSeq and is a predicted model, not a curated record.
AUGAAGGAGAAUAUGUCGAUAGAUUUCCAUCCGCUGGGCGACCGCUUUGCUAGUAUUCAAUGUGUUGGGUCUAGCACGGCAGGGAAAACAUAUCUUGCAAUUAAAGUGGACCAAGGAUGCCCCGUUAUUUUGAAGGAGGUUGAUCUCUCAAAUCUUUCUUCGGACCAAAUAGACCUUUUGGAGGGCUAUGUUACCGCUAUCAAAGAGCUUACUUGCCCAAAUAUCGUGCGUUACAAAGCUAUUCACAAGGGAAGCAUGGGAGAUAAGGUCUAUUUGGAGUCUGAAUACUGCUCUCUGGGCUCAGUACAAGACAUGGUUAUUAAUCAUAAAGCCAGUAGACGAAUUAUACGUGAAGACUUUAUAUGGCGCGUUGCGGCUGUCAUAGUAUUUGUACUAGAAUAUUUGCACACUCACCUUACUCCACAAUACUGUUCUAUAAAGAGCUACCGGUGCCUUAGACCUUCAAACAUUUUGCUCACAGAAGACGACAUAAUUAAGAUAGACAAUUUUAGCGCUACGCGCUUGCUUGGCGACUACAGCUCUGAAAGCCUUCGGAUAUACAUUGCACCAGAACUGCUAGCCGGGGCAGCCUAUGGUCCGGCUGCAGAUGCGUGGUCACUUGGAUGUAUUCUCCUUACCAUGUGCACUCUGCUUGAACCUCUAUCUGUCAUUGACCCAAGGGCCUCCAAUGAACCCCUAGAUCUCUCUACACUGCACGGCCUAGAACAUUAUAGCAAUGAGCUCCUUGAAUUAAUUAAGAACUGUCUAUACAUAUCUGUCAACAUGCGAAGCACUAUCUCACAGUUACGUUCUCAUCCGAGAAUAAAAGACACACUCGCAAACGAGUUGCAUGGCCCCCAAAGGAAUCCAGGGUCUUUUCUCCUCAGUCCAAAACAGUCAACCUUUACGCCAAAAUCACAGCAAAGCCUGCCGAUGAUCUAUUCUUCAGCCCCACCGCUGUUUUCUCAGAUGCAAGAUUUGCAGCCUCCAGGACUCAAUAUGCACAUCGCUCAUGACCAGGACCAAAACCUCGUCCCAACCUUCAACUCUCCCCGUAAUGUACAAUCUCUCCCGAUUUCCACAUCAAUCCCUAUGCCAAUGCCUGUGCAGAUGCCUGUGCAGAUGUCAAUGCCAAUGCAAAUACCAGUGCAGUUCCCGUUGCAGAUUCCUAAGCCUGGAAGCAUGGACGAUGUAGGAAUCUGUAGCCCUGCAAGCUCUGACGUUUUCAAGCAGAUACAUCAAAUCUGUAAUCAGAUGGCAAUGAUGAUCUAUCUUUCUGUACACAAGGCUUACUCUCAGCAGCCCGAGGAGAAGCUCCAGUCCUCAUCCCACUUGGCAGCCUCACCAGCGCUGGAGUCAGAACUAGAAAGCACUGCAGUUAGCGAUGACACCGCCCUCAUGAUCGCCGUACGAAACAGAAACAUGCCUGCUCUUCUCAGUAAUAUCUCGCAGUUGAAACAGAGAAAAGCAGAUAACACCACUGCUCUGAUGAUAGCUGCCGAGACAGGGAAUAGUGAGGCGUUGAGCUACUUGUUGGGCGAGUACAGACUCCAGCGACACGAUGGGAAGACUGCGCUAAUGCUUGCCAUUUUGAAUGGACAUGUAGACGUAGCUAGAGUACUUGCUGACUUUGAAUCGAAGAUACAGGAUAGUGAUGGGAGAACGGCGCUUAUGUAUGCCUGUGAACGGGGAAUGAGUGAGCUAAUCAACGUCCUACUGGAUGCUGAGUCAGGAAUGACUGAUGUUAAUGGAUAUAGUGCCUUGAUGCUUGCAUUGCAAAGAAAUAAUAUUGAUGGGGUGAGGGCCUUGGCAAAGCGUGAGGCGAUGAUAACCCUUUCCGACGGAACGUCUCCCCUUAUAAUAGCGGAGAAUCUCGAAAAUACAGAUUUACUAGAGCUUGUUAGGGAAUACUCUAGCACAACAUUGAAUAAUGAAAAUGCAUCUACUAGGGAAGAGAACAGCAGAGGCUCACCUACCGAGGAGACACACAUGAGACUGACUGUCUAUGAUCCACCGUUGGAAUAUAUCAGAGGCUUGGGACAGAACAAGAACAAUGAGGGAACGACAAAUUUGAUGGAAGCAGCAAGAAUAGGCUCAGUUUGUGGUGUUAAACAACAUAUAUAUGAAAAGAAGCAGACAGAUAGUAAAGGAUGGACUGCACUCAUGAAGGCGGCAUUUUAUGGAAAGUCAGAGUGCAUUCCUCUCCUUAAAGAAGAGAUAAAGAUGGCCAACAAGGCAAAGUAUACCGCACUCAUGAGCGCAGCUGGUAACGGCCACUCAGCGUGCGUGCGCUUGUUGCUUGCCGAGGCUAAGAUGCGGAAUUGGAAGAACGAGACAGCGCUUAUGCUAGCCAUUAUGAACGAGCAGGAAGAGUGCAUUAAACUCCUCAUGGACAAAGAGGGAUCACUGCGUACCCACGAUGGUCUGACCAUGCUCGAGUAUGCCGUAAAGCACAACAAAGUCCGCUCUGCAGAGGUGAUAAGGGCAUAUAAGGGCGUGGGAUAA